Molecule: messenger RNA, 652 nt
Organism: Cicer arietinum (chickpea)
Lineage: Eukaryota; Viridiplantae; Streptophyta; Magnoliopsida; Fabales; Fabaceae
Product: large ribosomal subunit protein bL34c
Biological process (GO): translation
Cellular component (GO): mitochondrial large ribosomal subunit; ribosome
Molecular function (GO): structural constituent of ribosome
Source: RefSeq, a predicted model, not a curated record
UGGUUUAAAAGGCGAAGACACGUAUGAGAAUGAAGAGAAAAGAGGAUAAUGGCUUCGUUAUCAGUGUCUCCUUUGAUAUCCAUGAGAUUGAGAGCACCCACUCACUCACCUUCUCUCACUCUCACCGCUUCCAAACCAAAUUCACUCGCUCUUAAUUGCUCCAAGACUCCUUCUCCAUUGCUUCAUUGCUCCUUCGCUUCCUCUCCUUUUUCUCUCUCUUUCCCCUCUUCUUCCCUUUCAGGAUUGUCACUAGGACUAGAUUUGACAUCUACUUUUGGGGCUAGAAGACACAAUGGCCGUGGUUUGGUUGUGGUAGCAGCAGGCAGGAGUGCUCUUUGUCUAACCAAGAGAAGCAGAUCACGAAAAUCAUUGGCACGCACUCAUGGCUUUCGCAAACGAAUGAGCACACCAAAUGGAAGGGCUAUCUUAAAGCGUCGACGUGCCAAGGGACGCAAAGUCCUUUGCACUAAGACCCACUCAAAUAGUGGCAAAUAGUCACCACAAGGGCAUAAAAUUAUUCUACUACUUUUAUGCAUAACUGUAUUGAUUCAUCUAAACUUCUCUGUAUUUCAAGCUUUUCUUUUUCUUGUUCUCCUAACAAUGGUUUUAUGUAUCAUUUAUAUUUUAAAAAAUUAAUAAUUUUUUUGGUAAA